AUUAUGCAACUGUCCUCCGCUCUCCGCUUUUAUGAACUGAACUUGGACCAAAUCUCCACUUUGUCUGACCUUUGCACUUUCUAAUUGCUAUGACCUCACUUUGGUUACUGCAGCAGUGUUUAAAGUCCAGCAGAGAGAGUAGUAUACGUGCCCUGUACCGAAGAUAGCCCAGCUCCAUUUCCCACCACACUGCGUGCCUAUGCAUUAGGGUUUCGGGAUCCUGGAUUUGUUUGGUCUGACUGCAAGAUGAAGCUAAUUGUCAAGAUGAUGGUUCUGUGCCUGGCUCUGAGUCUAGGAAGAUGUGAUGAAGAAAUAACCCCGGACAACACAGUCAACCAAGCACCGGCAGAGGAAUCGUCCUCAGCAGACUGGGGCAUUGGGAGCCUCCGAAAUGGCUUUGAAACUGUUAAUAGCUAUUUUGAUUCUUUUUUAGAGCUGUUAGGAGGAAAAAAUGGGGUUUGUCAGUACAGAUGUAGAUAUGGGAAGGCUCCAAUGCCAAGACCAAACUACAAGCCACAGGAGCCCAAUGGCUGCAGUUCCUACUUCCUGGGUCUCAAGGUACCAGAAAGUUUGGAUUUAGGCAUCCCUGCCAUGACUAAAUGCUGUAACCAGCUGGAUGUUUGUUAUGACACCUGCGGAGCCAACAAAUACCGCUGUGAUGCCAAGUUCCGCUGGUGCCUCCACUCCAUCUGCUCAGACCUCAAACGGAGCCUGGGUUUCGUCUCCAAAGUUGAAGCAUGCGAAUCUGUAGCAGAUACAGUGUUUAACACUGUCUGGACUCUGGGCUGCCGACCCUUCAUGAACAGCCAAAGAAGUGCCUGCAUUUGUAAUGAGGAGGAAAAAGAGGAACUCUGAAGAGCCAAGCCCUCUGACCAUAGGUGACCUAGACUUCACUUGGCUUGCUAAAGAGCUGUAUUUGAGAGGAGACAUUUUCCAUCAGCUCUCUGAACUGGAGAACAGGGCAGGAGGAGCGGCUUUGUGGACUGUGUAUAAUGUAUUGGUUACCGUUCUGGGGUGCAGUUGGGGCAGUGACAACUAUUGCCCACCUCACAUCCAAUCUCACAGCCCCAUCUCUUUCCAGUGUAUCACUGUAGGGUAUUUUAAUGCCAACAUUCCAAUGAAAGCAAUUAAGAUGUGCAAACAGAAUACAGUGCAGACAGUACUAGGGUAAUUUCUGCAACAGAUAAGUAUGUAACAACUUCCCCCUUCCCCUCCCUGAAUCUCUGUUGCACCCUCCCAUUAGCCAACAAAAUUCCAGUCACUAGUUACAUUUUUUAAUUAAUUAUUAAAAAACAGGAGAUUGGCUGAAUCAUUCCCCUCUCGCCGCCCCCCUGCCCCCAAAUAUUGUGGCUCAGCCUAUUCUGGGGUUCUGGUUCAGAUCCAUGUAUUUACACACAAACUACCCCACUUAUCUGAAAUAUUUAGAGGUUCCCCAAACCAUUUGGAUAACCAAGGAUUUUUGUUAGUUAAGAGAUUGAUUUAUGGCUGGGGACAUGACCAAAUAUUAGCUUAGAGGGGUUUUGGGUAGUUCUGAUGCAUGUGUCCACAGAAAGAAAGAAUGGGACGAAGACCAUUCACGCCCAAGUAGACAAAGCAACCUUGUGUACUGUUAGGACUCCGCCCAUAAUUUCACAGCAGAGAAAUAAGCUUCUCCCGCCCCACUCCCGCAGUCCCAUCCAGCUCUAUCAAUUUAUUUUUCUUCCUUCACCAUUUAAGACCAAAGGGAAAAAUUACAUUAGUAGAAGGUGCUUACUGAAGACCAGUGUCAUUUGAAGGGGAAGGGAAGGAGUGCAAGAGGCAAAGAGUUGCAUUUGAUGGGACUUUUAGAAGCCUUCAGGCACAUGAAGGCAUAUUUGUAGAAUGGUGCGACAUGGGCUAUUUGGUUUCACUCCUUUCUUCUGGGUAGCAACAUGACUAAGAGAUUGACAAUCCCAGCUGAUAUUUACUUUUUUUCAAAUAUGUUUAAAAUCUAAAUCUGUUAAAAGAUUUUCUUACAGAUUUUAAAAACUGCUUUCCGCCUCCCAUGAAUUUUGUUGCUGCUGCUGCAAGGGAGUUUCUAUCAAGGUGUGUGUAACAUGGAAGAUAGAUUGACCCUAUCACAUGCCUUUAUAUACUCUCCCUGUCUUCCAUUCACUUUCACACACUGCACAAAGGGAAGUUACAACACUUUGUUUUGGGACAGAUUCUGUUUCAGCUGUUUUACCUUUCUGGAAUGUAUGUUUAAAUUGAUACAUUAAACUCCUGUCCCUGUUUUUGCCAGCACCUUGGAAAGUGUUGCACAAAUCUGACCCAUAUGGUCUGCAGCAACAGCAAAAUCUGAGACUAAUAAAAAGUGAUCACAAUGUGUGGGUUUUCCCCA
Messenger RNA from Pelodiscus sinensis (Chinese soft-shelled turtle), 2359 nucleotides. It is a transcript of the gene PLA2G12B, whose product is annotated as phospholipase A2 group XIIB. NCBI's taxonomy places the organism in Eukaryota, Metazoa, Chordata, Testudines, Trionychidae. Gene Ontology annotation, molecular function: calcium ion binding; A2-type glycerophospholipase activity. Gene Ontology annotation, biological process: cholesterol homeostasis; phospholipid metabolic process; arachidonate secretion. The record is from RefSeq and is a predicted model, not a curated record. Gene Ontology annotation, cellular component: extracellular region.